Aspergillus fumigatus Af293 is the source of this 813-nucleotide messenger RNA. Its product is annotated as YoaK family protein. NCBI's taxonomy places the organism in Eukaryota, Fungi, Ascomycota, Eurotiomycetes, Eurotiales, Aspergillaceae. The record is from RefSeq and is a predicted model, not a curated record.
AUGACAUUUCGACAUCGCGAUACGCAGUCGAUUCCACACGAGACAGACUGGUUACUGCACCCUGGGAACAACACCCCUUCACCGACAAAGUCGCGUGCACGCCGGUUUGCCGCCCACCUCACCACGGAAAUCAACCCUCACUAUGGAGAUAUCUUACUCAUAUUCUGCUAUAUCAUUACUGGACUACUCGAUAGCUCUGCCGUGUUCAUUUGGGGCUCUUUCGUGAGCAUGCAGACCGGCAACACCGUGUACCUAGGCCUUGGCCUGAUCGGCAUAGACGACACCACCCGCUGGAUCAAAGCCGGCGUCUCCAUUUUCAGUUUCUGCUUCGGUUCCCUCUGCUUCGCUGCCUUCCACCGGCGGUUUCCAUCGCGACAGCGCUGGGUGCUUUGCGCGUCGUUCGCCAUCCAGAUGCUCUGUGUAGCAGUAGCUGCGACAAUCGUGACCUUGCACUUUCCUUCCAGACAGUCGGACCUCAGCUGGAAAGCACUGGUGCCACAGGUUCUGGUCGCGUUUCAGAGUAGCGGACAGGCCGUGACAAGCCGCGUCUUGCAGUUUAAUGGGUUGACCAGUGUGGUGUUGACCAGUGUCUACUGUGACUUUUUCUCCAGUCCCAGGUUUCCGUCGCUUUCUGCGGUGGAGGACAGGAGGCGCCUGGGCGCGAUUGGUUGUUUACUCCUUGGAACGGUUCUUGGAGGGCUGUGGGCGAGAAGUUCGGCGGGAUUAAUGGGGGCUUUGUGGAUGGCAGUUUUGUGUAAAGGGAUGAUUACUGGUGCCUGGCUGGGAUGGAAGGGGCAGCAGAGCGAUGAUUGA